AUGAAGAUUAUUAUAGAAAUAUUGCUUUCACUUGCUGUUGUGCCUAAAGUAGUCGAAGCCCAGGAAACCAACAAUAUUAUUGGGUACAAUGUUAUCAAUCUAUUAAAUGCAAGUGAAUCGAUGGGAGUCGUUGUCGAUGAUGUUACAUAUCCAAUGUCACUAAAUAGCACAAAUGGAACAGACAUUCUUUACUCGGGUGAUGCACCCGUAGCCAAAUCAAAUUACAAGUAUGUCCGAUUUUUCAGCAACCAAAGUAGUGUAACAGAGCCAUUUGAUCGACAGCCUUCAACAGAAGACACACCCAACGAAUUUUUUAAUCGUACAUGGAACACAUACGACGUAUCUCGAUUACCAAUUAUUUACCCUCCACUCCCCGCCAUUCAUCGUAUCACUACAGAACUUCAUAAGCCUGGUCAAAUCCCGACAAUUCAUAUCGUAGGAAAUCAGACAAUGAUGGAUGAAAUGCACCAAAAUAGUACAGAAGAUUUUACCGUAGUGACAAACGCCUCCUAUGUUGGUUUGCAUGACGUUUUUUCGUUCCAAAAAGCUGAAUUAUCUCUGGCGGGUCGUAGUUCUCGGUGGUUACCCAAACUGUCUUACAAUCUAAAGUUUUCUGGUAAGGACAUGUUGUAUAGUAAUAGCCGGAUAAAGCUUCGAUCCAUGGAUACGGAUCCUUCCUAUAUUCGUGAACAAUUAGCGUAUGACAUGGUCAACUGUACAGGUCUGGCCUCUUCUGGGUUUUCAUUUAUCCGUGUGUUUAUGAAUGAUCAUGAACUCGGUUUAUUUGGAAUCAUUGAAACCUUUCAUGAUAAUUGGGUUGCAGAUACCUUUGGUGGUGGAGAUCCUAAAUACAAGAACGGGUAUCUGUAUCAAGGUGUUUUUCAAACACCAGCUUCGGCUGCUGUAAACUUAACUGCGGAUCUAAGAUAUGUCGAUAAUAUCACAACAUAUGGUUUAGGUCAAUACCAAAUUAAAGAAUCAGCGGCUAAAGGAAAAAGUGUGAACUGGAAACCCUUGCAGGAACUUACGAAAUUCAUAGCAAAUGCACCUACAAACACUCCUGAUGCUGUAAACGAAUGGAAUAAGCACUUGGACACAGCAUCCGUUCUCCGUGGUAUGGCACUUGAAGUUCUUUUAGGUUAUGCGGAUGGAUAUCUUGCACUGGUUGAUAAUUACUAUGUGUAUCAAGACCUAGACACGAAAAAUUACUUUUGGAUACCAUCAGAUAUGGACCUUACCUUUGGUUCCACGAUGUUUAAAUUAGAAGAUAUGUGGAGUGGGAAUUACAGCACUUUUCCAGGCAUGAACAUUCGACCUCUGACAAAACAAAUACUCAAAGUACCUGAAUUUCAACAAACCUAUAACCAUUUACUUCUUGAUAUUAGUAAUACACUUGUGAACCCUGAUCAGACGUACAGAUACAUUAGUGAUUUAGUCAAUAUGAUUUCUGAAGACGUUGCGUGGGAUCAAGGGUUGGUACGUGCUGGAGAAAGUAUCAUGGCCGAGCAAACGCCUGGUACAAGCGAAGGUGACACGACAUCUGUCAUUGAGGCGGUUUUAGGAAAUGCCAUUCCAGGCGAUAUGGAUAAAGCGACUGCAGAAAAUUUCGCGUCCCGUAUCAAUGCGACUAUUCCGUUUAUGACAGCUGUCAAUGGGCCCACUGGUUAUAUUUCAUUGGCUGGUGUUGUACAGUGGAUCGACGCUAUCCACCAAAAUAUUACAAAGUUUUAUUCAAAUUGA
This is a messenger RNA of Mucor mucedo, 1740 nucleotides long. RefSeq names its product coth protein-domain-containing protein. NCBI's taxonomy places the organism in Eukaryota, Fungi, Mucoromycota, Mucoromycetes, Mucorales, Mucoraceae. Bases 1 to 1740 code for a protein of 579 amino acids. The transcript is spliced from 3 exons. The record is from RefSeq and is a predicted model, not a curated record.